Fusarium poae is the source of this 2733-nucleotide messenger RNA. RefSeq lists its product as uncharacterized. The transcript is spliced from 2 exons. Lineage: Eukaryota; Fungi; Ascomycota; Sordariomycetes; Hypocreales; Nectriaceae. Bases 1 to 2733 code for a protein of 910 amino acids. The record is from RefSeq and is a predicted model, not a curated record. Gene Ontology annotation, biological process: carbohydrate metabolic process.
AUGUCUCUCAAAGUAAUUGACGUUCGCUUCGAGCACUAUCGCCACCCCAAUACUUUGGGCGUUCACGAAAAGAAACCACGCAUCUCGUGGCGCUUUCAAGACGCACCACCAGGCUUUGAGCAAGAAGCCUAUGAGAUACAGGUCAACAAGCUUUCUGGACAACGAAAAUAUCAUAUUUGUACUGUUGCGAUUGAAUCAGCUGAGUCCUACUUGGUACCUUGGCCGGCCGAUGAGCUUGUGUCUCGUCAGAGAUACACAGUCUCAGUCAGAGUAAAGGGCAAGGGUCAAACCACUUUCACUGAGUGGAGUGACGAUGCAUGGCUAGAAACCGGUAUCUUUGAAAGAAGUGGCUGGAAGGGCAACUUCAUUUCGGCACCAUGGUCAGAAAAAGACAACCACAAGCCCCAGCCAGAAGACCUCUUUCGAAAGCGGUUCUCAUUGAGUGGAAUGAUACAAUCAGCACGACUGUACAUAACAGCUCGAGGUGUAUACGAAGCCGAGAUCAAUGGUCAACGCGUCGGUGAUCAGUUCUUAGCACCGGGCUGGACUUGCUACGAUGAUCGGUUGACAUACCAAACUUACGAUGUCACGGAAUUUAUCAAUGGACAGGACAACUGCUUGGGUGUCCGUUUGGCCGAAGGAUGGUUCACUGGUCGCCUUAGCUUUGACGGCGGCCGAAGAAAUAUCUACGGUACUCGAACGAGUUUACUGGCACAGCUAGAACUACAGUUCGACGACGGGUCUAAUCAAGUUAUCUGGACAAACAACGAGUGGGCAGUAUCUCAAGGUCCCAUUCGCCAAGCAGAGCUUUAUGAUGGAGAGAAGUAUGAUGCCACUCUCGAAAUAUUAGGGUGGUCUUCUCCUGGUGACAUAAAUGGUCCUUGGAAGAAGGCGGAAGAGUUGCCAUUCAUUUCGGAAGAGAUUCACCUUACCGCUGCUAUUUCUGAGCCAGUUCGUCGCAUUGAGAAUGUCGCGCCUGUUGAGAAGAUUGUCACGCCAACAGGAAAGACAAUCAUCGACUUUGGUCAGAACCUGGUAGGCUAUAUCCGCAUCAAGCAGGUCAAGGGCCUGCGCGGACAUAAAAUCACAUUGCGACAUGCCGAAGUUCUCGAGAAUGGAGAAUUGGGCACAAGGCCUCUUCGGAAAUGUGAUGCCACCGAUGUCUACACACUCAGAGGUGAUGCAGAACCAGAAAAGUAUGAGCCAAGGUUUACCUAUCAUGGAUUUCGCUAUUUGCAAGUCGAAGACUGGCCUUGGCCUGAAAAAGACGUCACAGACGCUGUCGAGGCUGUGGUAUGUCACACGGAUAUGGAAGAACAGGGAUACUUUUCAUGUUCGGAUGACAAACUGAACAAGCUAUUCAGUAAUGUCCGCUGGAGUAUGAGAGACAACUUUCUUUCGAUACCUACGGAUUGCCCCCAACGAGAUGAACGUCUUGGAUGGACAGGUGACUUGGCAUUAUUUGCCCCAACGGCUACUUUUAUCUACGGUUGCUAUCCAAUCUUGAAAGACUGGCUCAAGGGUGUCUGGUUUGACCAGAAACAGCGAGGUGGUAUCCCUCCGAUGGUCUCGCCCAACGUGCUUGAUAAGUGCAGGAUCUGGGGUCCUAUCUGGCCUUGUGCAAUUUGGCACGAUGUUGUUGUUUUGGCGCCAUGGGCUUUGUACCAAGAAACAGCAGAUCCAUCAAUUCUAGCUGACCAGUUCAAGUCUAUGGAGACUUGGUUGAGAGUCAUUCCUAGAAACAAAGAAGGGUCUACUCAUCUUUGGUUCUUUGACGCGGAUCAACUUGCGGACUGGCUUGAUCCGAGUGCACCACCAGACGAUGCAGCUAAAGCUACUACCGAUCCUCCAUUAGUUGCCAACGCAUUCCUGAUCCAUUGUCUCGACAUUAUGGGCCAGGUAUGCAGUGUACUGGGAAAGGCAGAGACUAGCUCUUACUACACCACAUGGGCUGAGAAGGCACGCGCCGAGUUCAACCAAGAAUACGCUUCUCCAAAUGGCCGUCUCGUAUCAGACACUCAGACUGCUUACGCUCUCGCCAUCUGCUUCAAUCUACUCAACAAAGAACAGCUAUCACACGCGGGCUCACGACUGUCAGACAUUGUCAGACGAAAUGGAUUCCGCAUAGGCACAGGCUUUGCCGGAACGCCGUAUGUCUGCGAAGCCCUCACCCGAACAGGCCACAGCAAUGUGGCUUACGCGAUGCUUCUAAACGAGAAGUGCCCGUCUUGGCUGUAUGCUAUUUCUAUGGGCGGCACAACAACCUGGGAACGAUGGGAUAGUAUGCUACCAGAUGGAUCAAUCAACCCUGGUGAGAUGACCAGUUUCAACCACUACGCUUAUGGAGCUGUAGCCAAGUUUAUGGUGGAAAGACUUGCCGGCUUACAGCAAGUCGAGGCUGGAUGGAAGAAGUCGAGAGUGCAGCCAGAAAUUGUGGGAGAUUUCAAGUGGGCGUCUGCAUCUCAUCUUACACCUUAUGGGAAGGUGUCAAGUUCUUGGAAAUUGGAGACUGAAGAUGGCAAGGAUGUGCUACAUGUGGAUGUUGAAGUACCAACCGGUACCACAAUGGAAGUGGUGUUACCUGACGGAAAUCACAACAAGACAGAGAUUGUUGGCUCAGGAAAAUGGUCUUUCAAGGCGAAAUAUGAGAAAAGAUCUGAGUGGCCAGUGAAGGAGACAAAGUUUAUACUGCAGGAGAUUGUUGAGGAGACUGAGAGAGAGAAAAGUGUUUAG